Messenger RNA from Durotheca rogersii, 420 nucleotides. RefSeq lists its product as uncharacterized. The coding region runs from base 125 to 379 and encodes 84 amino acids. NCBI's taxonomy places the organism in Eukaryota, Fungi, Ascomycota, Sordariomycetes, Xylariales, Xylariaceae. The record is from RefSeq and is a predicted model, not a curated record. The transcript is spliced from 2 exons.
UGGCACUCGAGGUAUGUGUGUGUGUGCGCAGGGCAGCAGGUAUUGAGGUUGUGUGUAGGCCGCGUUUGUAGGAGAGACGAUUUGGGUGGGAGAUUUGUAUGAGGGAGAAGAGAGGGAAAUUUGUAUGGGGGGGAGCGUUGGCCUACUGCCUUUUUACUGCGGGUGGGUGAUUGUGUGUGUGAGUUGCCAGACUUUAAGACUGCCCCAAUUUCUAAGGGAGGGUGCAAAGGGGGAGGGGGGGGGUCUGCACCAAAAAGCGGGCAAGCGGGCGACAGACACACUCAGACUCGCAACACACACACAACAACACACGCGCACACACAGUGGCCGGCUGAUUCUAGUUGCCAGCUGCUGGGGGGGAGAAGGGGGGGGUGUGUGAGGGGGGGCGGAAGAGGAGGUAGGCAUGUAGAGGCAGGUAAU